Adineta steineri is the source of this 300-nucleotide messenger RNA. The record is from the annotation of a GenBank genome assembly. NCBI's taxonomy places the organism in Eukaryota, Metazoa, Rotifera, Eurotatoria, Adinetida, Adinetidae.
AUGCCUGCACGUAUUCAUCAUAUUUUAUUUGAAAAAAAAUUCGAUGAUAUUUCAACUCAACAUCGUGCUACUACAGAUAAUGUUAUAGUAACCGAUGUUGAGCGACGUGGGGCAUUUGUAAGUGAAAUAAAUACAAUUUUAUUUAAAAAAUCGAGGAAAAAAAAACAUUUAUUACCACCAGUCAUACUUCAACUGAUGCGUCUUCGAUUUCCAACUGAUCUUGACAAAGAUAAACCUCUCGAAGGCGCAGUUGACGUGUCCAUUGAUGAUUUUGUUCAAUGGACAAGGAAUGUGACGUAA